AUGCUAACUGAUUCUCAGGAUGGGUUCAAGCCGGCGAGCGCCUGGGUCGGCCACGGCAUUGCCUGGCUGGAGGAUAUCCAGCAGUUUUACCGCGAGCGCUCUCUUAUCGAGAAGGAGUACAGCGCCAAGCUGAGCGCCUUGGCCAAGAAGUACUUUGAAAAGAAGAAUAAGAAGUCGUCGCAGCUGAGCGUAGGUGAUACGCCUGCAUUGACGCCUGGGUCGCUCGAGAGUGCUUCGCUCACCACCUGGUCGACUCAACUCACAACCCUCGAAUCCCGAGCUGCCGAGCACGACAAGUAUGGCAACCUCCUCGUCUCACAAGUUGCCGAACCCCUCAAAUACUACGCGGGCCGUUUCGAAGAGCUGCGCAAGCGACACAUUGAAUACGCCGACAAGCUUGCCGCCGAGCGCGACGCGUCCUACGGCGACCUGCGCAAGGUCAAGGGCAAAUACGACGCCGUCUGUCAAGAAGUCGAGAGUCGGCGCAAAAAAUCAGAGUCGCACUACGACAAGGCCAAGGCCCAGAGCGCCUACCAACAGCAAAUCUACGAAAUGAACAAUGCCAAAAACAGCUAUCUCAUUGCCAUCAACGUCACCAAUAAGCACAAGGAAAAGUACUACCACGAAUAUGUCCCCGAGGUCAUGGACAGUAUACAGGAUCUUAACGAAUUCCGAACGCUAAAGCUGAAUGGGCUGUGGGGAGUCGCUGCUACUUUGGAGGGCACAAUGCUGCGAGAUAGCUCUAGCAUGAUGGACCACUUGGGACAGGAGGUUACCCGAAAUUUGCCGCACCUGGACUCGAUAAUGUACAUGCGACACAACGUGGGGUCCUUCCAGGAGCCCGCGGACAGGGAGUUUGAACCCAGCCCCGUGUGGCACGACGAUGCGACCAUGGUGGUGGACGAGACGGCCAAGAUUUAUCUGCGGAACGUGCUGAGCAAAUCCAAAUCGCAGCUGGGCGAGCUUCGACGGGAGGUGGACAAGAAACGGCGCGAGGUGGAAUCGGUCAAGAAGCUCAAGCAGCGGGUGCGAGACGGGACCGAGAACAAGGACGAGGUGGAAGUGGCGCGCUCGCUCUUCGCCAUGCAAGAAGACCUUCACGCGGCGGACCGACAACGACUAACGGCCGAGGUCGAAACCGGCACCAUUACCGCCGUUGUGGGAGACGUCACCCUCGGAGCAAAGAACCACAACUUCAAAGGGCAGACAUUCAAGAUGCCGACCAACUGCGACCUCUGCGGCGAGCGCAUCUGGGGACUGAGCGCCAAGGGCUUCGACUGCCGAGACUGCGGCUACACCUGCCACAGCAAAUGCGAAAUGAAGGUGCCCGCGGACUGCCCCGGCGAGCAGAACAAGGACGAGCGCAAAAAGCUCAAGGCUGAGCGCCAGGAAGCCGCCAAUCGUCUUGUGGCGCGGGAUCCCGCGGCGCCUUCACACGUCGCGGAUCUGCCCGACCUGACCAGGUCAAACACGAUGAACUCGCUGAGCUCACAUUCAGCCAAGAGAUCGGUAUCCGGCCAAAUCACCCCCGCUGAACUGGAUGCCGGCGAGCCGCCCAUCGCAGCGCGCCCGAGCAUAUCGCCGAAUCCUACAGGCGGCAGCGUCAUCAGCACCACCACCUCGGCCACGGCCGCGACGGGAACGCGGAAGAGAAUGGCCGCUCCGCCCCCAGCUGCGUAUGUUAGCGAACUACCAGGAAGCGGGGUCAAUGGCAACGGACACAAGGAGGAGAGGAAGGGAAAGAUGCUGUAUGCCUUUGAAGCCAGUGGUGACGGGGAGCUGUCGGUGGCCGAAGGCAGGGACGUGACUCUUUUAGAAGCAGACGAUGGCUCCGGCUGGGUCAAAGUGCGGGCCGGCUACAAGGAAGGCAUCGUCCCCACGUCGUAUGUCGAGCUGGCAGCGCCGUCUGUCCCGACGGCCACGCGGCCCGAGUCGACGUACUCGACGUCGACGACGUCGUCGACGGGGCCGGGCGGCAAGAAGAAGGGGCCGGCGGUGGCGCCGCGCCGGGGUGCCAAGAAGCUGAAGUACGUCGAGGCGCUGUACGAGUACGCGGCGCAGAGUGCGGACGAGCACUCCAUGGUGGAGGGGGAGCGGUUCGUGCUCGUCAAGGAGGAUCCUGGGGAUGGGUGGGUGGAGGUUGAGAAGGCUGGCGUUACGGGCAGCGUGCCUGCGAGUUAUGUCCACGUUGUGUAG
Metarhizium brunneum ARSEF 3297 is the source of this 2196-nucleotide messenger RNA. RefSeq names its product Protein BZZ1 (gene bzz1). The record is from RefSeq and is a predicted model, not a curated record. Gene Ontology annotation, molecular function: protein binding. Lineage: Eukaryota; Fungi; Ascomycota; Sordariomycetes; Hypocreales; Clavicipitaceae.